Elephantulus edwardii (Cape elephant shrew) is the source of this 8565-nucleotide messenger RNA. RefSeq names its product dedicator of cytokinesis 3 (gene DOCK3). Gene Ontology annotation, molecular function: guanyl-nucleotide exchange factor activity; small GTPase binding; GTPase activator activity. Gene Ontology annotation, cellular component: cytoplasm; plasma membrane. Gene Ontology annotation, biological process: small GTPase-mediated signal transduction. The record is from RefSeq and is a predicted model, not a curated record. Bases 230 to 5965 code for a protein of 1911 amino acids. The transcript has 51 exons. NCBI's taxonomy places the organism in Eukaryota, Metazoa, Chordata, Mammalia, Macroscelidea, Macroscelididae.
GUACAGAGGUGUGUCAACCAAGAAACCAAAUGUGAAGGGUAUCUUUCCUGCAAAUUACAUUCACUUGAAAAAGGCAAUUGUCAGUAAUAGAGGGCAGUAUGAAACUGUGGUUCCACUUGAAGAUUCUAUUGUCACAGAGGUUACAGCAACUCUUCAGGAAUGGGCCAGUCUGUGGAAACAACUAUACGUGAAACACAAAGUAGAUCUUUUCUACAAACUUCGCCAUGUGAUGAAUGAGCUUAUUGACCUGAGAAGGCAGCUACUGUCAGGUCACCUGACUCAGGAUCAGGUGCGGGAAGUUAAACGCCAUAUCACCGUGCGCCUGGACUGGGGUAAUGAACAUUUGGGCCUGGAUCUGGUGCCUCGAAAGGACUUUGAAGUGGUGGAUUCAGAUCAGAUUAGUGUCUCAGAUCUCUAUAAAAUGCAUUUAUCAAGUCGACAGAGUGUACAGCAAAGUACAUCCCAGGCAGAUACGAUGCGUCCACGUCAUGGCGAAACCUGCCGGAUGCCAGUGCCACAUCACUUUUUCCUCAGUCUGAAAAGUUUUACUUACAAUACCAUUGGGGAAGAUACUGAUGUCUUCUUUUCCUUGUACGACAUGAGAGAAGGCAAGCAGAUAAGUGAGCGGUUUCUGGUGAGACUGAACAAGAAUGGUGGGCCAAGGAACCCCGAGAAGAUAGAGCGAAUGUGUGCCCUUUUUACAGAUCUGAGCAGCAAAGAUAUGAAGAGAGAUUUAUAUAUAGUUGCCCAUGUGAUCCGAAUAGGCCGGAUGCUCCUGAAUGACUCAAAGAAAGGCCCUGCCCACCUGCACUAUCGGCGUCCAUAUGGCUGUGCCGUCCUGAGCAUCCUGGAUGUCCUACAGUCGCUCACAGAAGUAAAGGAAGAAAAGGACUUUGUUCUUAAGGUUUACACGUGCAACAAUGAGAGUGAAUGGUCCCAGAUCCAUGAGAACAUCAUCCGGAAAUCGAGUGCCAAGUACUCCGCCCCCAGCGCCAGUCACGGUCUUAUCAUUUCUCUGCAGCUUCUUCGUGGAGACAUGGAACAGAUUCGAAGAGAAAACCCCAUGAUAUUUAGUAGAGGAUUGGCAAUUACAAGGAAAUUGGGAUUUCCUGAUGUCAUCAUGCCAGGUGAUAUCCGCAAUGACCUAUACCUGACCCUGGAGAAGGGAGAUUUUGAGAGAGGGGGAAAGAGUGUACAGAAGAAUAUUGAAGUGACCAUGUAUGUGCUUUAUGCAGAUGGAGAAAUCUUAAAGGAUUGCAUCAGCUUGGGUUCAGGAGAGCCAAAUAGAAGUUCUUACCACUCCUUUGUCCUCUACCACAGUAACAGUCCUCGCUGGGGAGAAAUUAUCAAAUUGCCCAUCCCCAUUGACCGCUUCCGAGGCUCCCACCUGCGCUUUGAGUUCAGGCAUUGUUCUACAAAAGACAAAGGGGAAAAGAAACUCUUCGGCUUUGCGUUCUCUCCCCUGAUGCGGGAUGAUGGCACCACCCUCUCAGAUGAUAUUCAUGAGCUCUAUGUCUACAAGUGUGAUGAGAAUAGCACGUUCAACAACCAUGCUCUGUACCUGGGUCUGCCCUGUUGCAAAGAGGACUAUAAUGGUUGCCCUAACAUCCCCUCCAGCCUCAUCUUCCAGCGUAGCACCAAAGAGUCCUUCUCCAUUUCCACACAGCUCUCCUCAACCAAACUCACCCAGAAUGUGGAUCUCCUCGCUCUGCUGAAAUGGAAGGCCUUCCCGGACCGAAUCAUGGAUAUCCUGGGGCGACUGCGGCACGUUAGCGGUGAGGAAAUUGUUAAGUUUCUACAAGACAUCUUAGAUACACUCUUUGUGAUUUUGGAUGAUAAUACAGAGAAAUAUGGACUGCUGGUUUUUCAGUCUCUGGUAUUCAUCAUCAACCUGCUCCGAGACAUCAAGUAUUUCCACUUCCGGCCAGUGAUGGACACAUACAUCCAGAAGCACUUUGCUGGGGCACUGGCAUACAAGGAGCUCAUUCGCUGUUUGAAGUGGUACAUGGACUGCUCAGCAGAACUGAUUCGACAGGAUCACAUUCAGGAAGCCAUGCGGGCCUUGGAGUACCUGUUCAAGUUCAUUGUGCAGUCGCGGAUCCUGUACUCACGAGCCACAUGUGGGAUGGAGGAGGAGCAGUUCCGGUCCAGCAUCCAAGAACUUUUCCAGUCCAUUCGAUUUGUGCUCAGUCUGGACAGCAGAAACUCCGAAACACUCCUUUUUACUCAGGCUGCACUCCUCAAUUCCUUCCCCACCAUCUUUGAUGAGCUGCUGCAAAUGUUCACGGUACAAGAGGUGGCCGAGUUCGUGAGGGGAACGCUGGGGAGCAUGCCCAGCACUGUGCACAUUGGGCAGUCCAUGGACGUGGUGAAGCUGCAGUCCAUCGCCAGGACUGUGGAUAGCCGCCUCUUCUCUUUCUCAGAGUCCCGCCGCAUCCUGCUUCCUGUGGUCCUCCAUCACAUUCACCUUCACCUGAGACAGCAGAAGGAGCUGCUGAUCUGCUCAGGGAUUCUUGGCAGCAUCUUCUCCAUCGUCAAGACCAGCUCUCUGGAGACAGAUGUCAUGGAGGAAGUGGAGAUGAUGGUGGAGAGCCUCCUAGACGUGCUCUUACAGACUCUGCUCACCAUCAUGAGCAAAUCGCACGCUCAGGAGGCGGUAAGAGGGCAGCGAUGCCCGCAGUGCACAGCAGAGAUCACUGGUGAAUAUGUGUCCUGCCUGCUCUCGCUGCUCCGCCAGAUGUGUGACACCCAUUACCAACACCUCCUGGACAACUUUCAGAGCAAAGAUGAGCUCAAGGAGUUCCUGCUAAAGAUUUUCUGUGUCUUCCGGAAUCUGAUGAAGAUGAGUGUCUUCCCUCGGGACUGGAUGGUGAUGAGACUGCUCACAAGCAAUAUUAUUGUUACUACUGUCCAGUACCUGUCCUCAGCUCUGCACAAGAAUUUCACAGAGACAGACUUCGACUUUAAGGUGUGGAAUUCUUAUUUUAGCCUGGCAGUUCUGUUCAUAAACCAGCCAAGCCUCCAGCUAGAAAUUGUCACUGCAGCCAAGAGGAAGAAGAUUCUAGAUAAGUAUGGGGACAUGCGAGUGAUGAUGGCUUAUGAACUGUUCAGCAUGUGGCAGAAUUUGGGUGAACAUAAGAUCCACUUUAUCCCGGGAAUGAUUGGUCCGUUUUUGGGUGUGACACUGGUGCCACAGCCAGAAGUGCGGAACAUCAUGAUCCCCAUCUUCCACGACAUGAUGGACUGGGAGCAGAGGAAAAAUGGCAACUUCAAGCAGGUGGAGGCUGAGCUGAUUGACAAACUGGACAGCAUGGUUUCAGAAGGAAAAGGCGACGAGAGCUACAGGGAGCUCUUCGGUCUGCUAACCCAGCUGUUUGGGCCCUACCCCAGCCUGCUGGAGAAGGUUGAACAAGAGACAUGGCGUGAGACCGGCAUUUCCUUUGUGACUUCAGUAACCCGCCUCAUGGAGCGCCUCCUUGACUACAGGGACUGCAUGAAAGGAGAGGAAACGGAGAAUAAGAAGAUCGGCUGCACUGUUAACCUAAUGAACUUUUACAAAUCUGAGAUUAACAAAGAAGAGAUGUAUAUCCGCUAUAUCCAUAAGCUUUGUGACAUGCACUUGCAAGCCGAAAACUACACAGAGGCUGCUUUCACGCUCCUCCUCUACUGCGAGCUGCUCCAGUGGGAGGACCGGCCGCUGCGCGAGUUCCUCCACUACCCGUCCCAGACCGAGUGGCAGCGCAAGGAGGGGCUGUGCCGGAAGAUCAUCCACUACUUCAACAAAGGCAAGAGCUGGGAAUUUGGGAUUCCGCUGUGCAGGGAGCUGGCGUGUCAGUACGAGAGCCUUUAUGAUUACCAGAGCCUCAGCUGGAUCCGGAAAAUGGAGGCCAGCUACUAUGACAACAUCAUGGAGCAGCAGCGCCUGGAGCCUGAGUUCUUCCGAGUUGGCUUCUACGGCAGGAAGUUUCCUUUCUUCCUUCGGAACAAGGAAUACGUGUGCCGAGGCCACGACUAUGAGCGGCUGGAGGCCUUCCAGCAGAGGAUGCUCAGCGAGUUCCCGCAGGCUGUCGCCAUGCAGCACCCCAACCACCCCGACGACGCCAUCCUUCAGUGCGACGCCCAGUACUUACAGAUUUAUGCGGUGACGCCCAUUCCAGAUUAUGUGGAUGUUCUGCAGAUGGACAGGGUCCCUGACCGUGUCAAGAGCUUCUACCGUGUCAACAAUGUGAGGAAGUUCCGCUAUGACAGGCCUUUUCACAAAGGCCCCAAGGACAAGGAGAAUGAAUUCAAGAGUCUGUGGAUUGAGCGCACGACACUGACCCUGACCCACAGCUUGCCUGGCAUCUCUCGAUGGUUUGAAGUAGAGAGGAGGGAGCUGGUGGAGGUGAGCCCUUUGGAGAAUGCCAUCCAAGUGGUUGAGAACAAGAACCAGGAGCUUCGUGCCCUGAUUAGCCAGUAUCAGCACAAGCAGGUGCAUGGUAACAUCAACCUGCUCAGCAUGUGUCUGAACGGUGUCAUCGACGCUGCGGUCAAUGGGGGCAUCGCACGCUAUCAGGAGGCCUUCUUUGAUAAAGAUUACAUCACCAAGCACCCAGGAGAUGCGGAAAAGAUCACCCAGCUCAAAGAACUCAUGCAGGAACAGGUCCAUGUCCUUGGUGUUGGGCUGGCAGUUCAUGAGAAGUUUGUGCACCCCGAAAUGCGGCCUCUGCAUAAGAAGCUGAUUGAUCAGUUCCAGAUGAUGCGGGCCAGCCUGUACCACGAAUUUCCAAGUUUGGACAAGCUAAGUCCUGCCUGCUCAGGCACCAGCACCCCCCGGGGAAAUGUCCUGGCAUCCCACAGUCCCAUGAGCCCUGAGGGCAUGAGGAUGACCCACCGGCACAGCCCCAUGAACUUGAUGGGCACAGGCCGCCAUUCCUCCUCCUCUCUCUCCUCACACGCAUCUAGCGAAGCGGGAAACAUGGUGAUGCUGGGCGACAGUGCCAUGGGCGAGGCUCCCGAGGACCUGUACCACCACAUGCAGCUCGCGUAUCCCAAUCCCAGGUACCAGGGCUCAGUCACCAACGUGUCUGUUCUGUCCUCGUCCCAGGCAAGCCCUUCUUCCUCCAGCCUGAGUUCCACCCACUCAGCACCAUCCCAGAUGAUUACCUCUGCCCCUUCCAGUGCCCGAGGCUCUCCCUCUCUGCCAGAUAAGUACCGCCACGCCAGAGAAAUGAUGUUGCUGCUUCCCACCCACCGCGACCGCCCGAGCAGCGCCAUGUACCCGGCAGCCAUCCUGGAGAACGGACAGUUGCCGAAUUUCCAGCGGGCACUGUUCCAGCAAAUGGUUGGCCCCUGCAAACCCUGCAGUGAUCCCAAUCUGUCUGUGGCUGAAAAAGGUCAUUACCUACAUUUUGACGCCUUCCACCACCCCCUGGGUGACACCCCCCCUGCCCUCCCUGCCCGGACCCUUCGAAAGUCUCCUCUUCACCCUAUCCCGGCCUCCCCCACAAGUCCCCAGUCGGGCCUGGAUGGCAGCAACUCAACGCUGUCGGGCAGUGCCAGCAGCGGUGUGUCCUCCUUGAGUGAGAGUAACUUUGGACACCCCUCGGAGGUGCCCCCACGCGCUGACGCCAUGGACUCCAUGCCGGGCCAGGCGUGGAACACUGAUGACGACCUCGAGCCACCCUACCUCCCUGUCCACUACAGCCUCUCCGAGUCCACCGUCCUGGACGCCAUCAAGGCCCAGCCAUGUCGAAGCCACUCAGCCCCGGGCUGCGUCAUCCCUCAGGACCCCAUGGACCCACCCGCACUGCCCCCCAAGCCCUACCACCCCCGCUUGCCUGCCCUGGAGCAUGAUGAGGGUGUGCUGCUGCGCGAGGAGGCGGAGAGGCCGAGGGGUCUGCACCGCAAGGCCUCGCUGCCCCCGGGCAGCGCCAAGGAGGAGCAGGCGCGCAUGGCCUGGGAGCACAGCCGAGGGGAGCAGUGAGGGGCAGGGAGGCGGCCGACACGUCGCCCUCAGUGAGCAGCUUGUCCAGCCAACGGCUCCAGGUCUGAACAGCAAGUCCGCCGAUGCCCCUUCACCCCAGGGAGCCAGAGGCCUGGCACUCAGGAGAGAAACACCCAUCUCCGUUCUACUGCCGUGAACUCGCGCGUUGCCAUGUUCAGAGGCCGCAGCAGCAUGAAGGGUUGUGGCUUCUCUUUUUAUUUCAUUUUCUACAUUUCCAUUUCUAUGGGUUUUCUUUUCUUUACUUUGUGCAGUAGAUGCUUUCUUCCUCCUGCGGUUUCAGACCAUGUGGAGCUAUGUGGAGAUACUGCACAAGACAGAAGCGCUUUGCAACAUUGCAGGGCCUGGGGCGGAAGCCAGGCCCACCCUCCAGGGUAGAAAUGCACAGAAUGGAAAUUGCACUAGGGACCACUUUCUUUGCUAGGUGGACAGAAAAGCUCACGGUUGCAUUCAGGGAUCGCGUGGACUACGUGGACUACACAACAUGGGUGGAUGAGGGGCUACAAGCUGUUUUGCACAAAUGCCUGCCUGCCUGCCCACUCUUCCAGCCAGGAGUGUGCGACCAAGGAGCUGGUCAGCCAUCCUGCCAGCCCAAGUGUGUGGCCUGGCCAAGCUGCACGCCCAGGCACACUGCCAGGCUCCAUGGGCCAACCCUGGUUCCUCCCCCUUGGACUUUUCUUCUCCAUCACUUUGAUUUUGAUCAUUUGCUCCCUUCCACCUUCAAUACACCUCAAGCCCUGAGGGUCCACCAUGGUGAAUGGAUCUGCAAGGGUGUAUCAUCCACCCUCUGGGGAGUCAGAGGGUAGUGUGGACAACAGAGGGAUUCCCCCAGCCAUCUUCCUCCUGGGGGGAGCUGGGCCCCUCCAUGGGGUCCGAGAGGCUACAUAUUGAGGGACAAGCUGGUGUGGAAGUGAAGCUGGGUGCUGCAAGAGCCAAAAUCCCCUGAGCUUUUAGAUGUGAUCAGAACACCUGUUACCCAGCUCCACAAUCAGGGAUUUUCAGCACUACCUCCGAGCCGAGGGCCUGGCUGCCCAGCCAGGUUUCCAGGCCUGAGGACAGAUGGUCAGGUUCAGCCAGCUCCUGGAUGUGGGUGGGGAGUGAGCUGCUCCUUUUGGUAGGAGAGGGCCACACAGGGAUCGUCAUCUCUCAAGUGGCCAAGAGCAGCACCCCACUCCAGGCCGGUGGAGACCAGCACUCAGGGUUCGGGGUGGCAAGGAUGAAGUUUCUCCAGCCUCCCCAGUGUGUUGGGAAGAGUGCAGUGGUUCUUUAUAGGGAACUCUUUCUCUUUCAGGUCAGGGCACUGAUUUUCUCUUGGUUUAUUACUUGGGAGGGUAGGGGUUGGGUGGGUGUAUUUUAUCAGGGUGCUUCUAGGUUACUUUAAAAAAAAAAGUCUGCAGACAAAUUUUUUUCAAUUUGCUUACGUUCACAUUAGUGUAAGCCAAGGCCUUGGAUGGUUAGACCACCUUCUUGUUCAGUAGGCACGCUGCCCCUAGUUCCUCUUCUGCUGGCCAACCCGACCUCCAUAGCCAAGCCCUGGGCCUUCACAUCCUAACCCCAUCUGUGCCCUAAAGCCCCUUUCCAAACAGAAAAGGCCAUAGGGUGUUAUCCUCUAUAGUUAUAAAUACCAGCUUGUCUAACAAGAAAGCCAGCAAGUAACCAGUUGGGAAAGAUGGAGGGCCACAUUCCCUUCAGGGUGUCCUGUCACCUAUGUGAGUCCUUUCUGAUUGUGUAAGGAUUACUCCAGGCAGAAUAAGGCAAGUGGUGGUUGAGGCACAUGGAUCAGUCAUGGCAGCCCCCAGUCUUAGAGGGCAGACCUGGACUCACCUGCAGGCUUUGGUCCCUGGGCCUCAUGAUCUUCACGUAUGUUAUUGGCCUGGGGGCUAGUUUUGGACCAUUGGGUAGGAGAGCAUCUUUAGAUUAAGGCACUUCUGAGCUUCCGUCCCUGAAGAAGGCAGUCAUCCCCUUCUGCACUUGGCAGCAGGGAGGGUACCUGGGGAGUGAGUGGCUUUGCUUUUGGAAGAUGAAACAAGUAUGUGUUUUCCCCUCUUCAUUUUCCCUAACUGAAUAAAAAGGGCACAUUCCAAAUCCCUUAUGUUGGAGAAUCAGCCAGUCUGGGAAGGGUGGGAGGUCAGAGAGAAUUCUUUGAAAAGAUUGUGAAAUAUUGACUUUCAUUCUUUCAAGCUUACUUGUAAAUAUCUAUUUGAAUGCUGUGUAUUUGUACAGGAAUUUGAGCAAAAAAUGUAUAGAAUGUGAUGUCCAAUUGGUAUUCAGCCCUAUAAAUGUGUUUUUAACCUCUGGCAUUCUGUGCUUAUUUGAAACAAGAACACUUCUAACCAUUUCUUGUGUAUUCAUGUUUAAAGAGAAAGUUAUUUUAAAAUGAUCUUACCUGUACCAGAAAGCAAAGGUAAAAGGAAAAAAAAAUUUGUUACCAGUGUCCCCAGGUCUUUUACUGUAUAUAUUGUGGUAGCAUGUUCUCAAUCCAACAAGUAAGUAAUGUGAAUUUUAGAUGUAAAUAUCUGCCACUUGGUUUUCCCCCACUCCCUUGACUGCUGUGAUGUGAAUUAAAGAUGAAUACCUAAUAC